UGACUUCCUGCCCCCAAACUCUUCCUCACUCCCCGACCUCCACUCCUCCCUCGACGGCGGCGACGGAGCCGCCGGACCUCCGCCGUUCAGAUCCCGACCUCCUCUCGCCGGUAAGGUCCGUUCCGCGCAAACGCCCGCCCCGUUUCCCGCGGCGGCGAGAGCGAUCCAAAAUCGAAAUCGGAAACAUCUCCGAGAGCUCGGUUGGGCGCCGUCACGUGCCUGACGCGUCCGUCUGUCCUCCUUCUCGGCGAUUUGUUCGUGCGGCCUCCGUGAUCGAUGGCGGUGGCCUCCGCCAGCGGCGGCGCGAUGUUCCCUCCGCCCGCCAACUCCCCGCCGCAGAAGCUCUGGGAGGACCCGUCCUUCUUCCGGUGGAGGAAGCGGGACGCGCACGUGCCGCUCCGCUCGCAGGACACGCUCGAAGGGGCGCUGAGGUACUGGCGCGAGCGGAGGAACGUGAGCCACCUGGACGCCGAGGCCGCCGUCUGGGACGACGGCGCGGUCCACGGCGCGCUGGACAGCGCCGCGUUCUGGUCCCGGGGGCUGCCGUACGCGCGGUCGCUCAGCGGGCACUGGAAGUUCCGGCUGGCGCAGUCGCCGGAGACCGUCCCGGACAAGUUCUACGAUGCGCAGUUCAAUGACUCUGACUGGGAGGCUCUGCCAGUUCCCUCGAAUUGGCAGAUGCACGGGUUCGACCGUCCGAUCUACACAAAUGUCACUUAUCCCUUCCCCAUGAACCCGCCGUUUGUGCCUUCCGAGAACCCCACGGGCUGUUACAGAAUGGUUUUUCACAUCCCAAAAGAAUGGAAAGGUCGGAGAAUUUUGUUGCACUUUGAAGCUGUUGAUUCAGCGUUUCUUGCUUGGGUAAAUGGUGUACCAAUUGGAUAUAGCCAAGACAGCAGGCUUCCUGCUGAGUUUGAAAUCACUGAUUGCUGCCAUCAUUGUGAUUCAGACAAGGAAAAUGUUCUUGCAGUUCAAGUCAUGAGGUGGAGUGAUGGUUCUUAUCUUGAAGAUCAAGACCAUUGGUGGUUGUCCGGUAUUCACAGAGAUGUGUUACUAUUAUCAAAGCCGCAGAUCUUUAUCACAGAUUACUUUUUCAAAGCAACCUUGGAUGAGAACUUCCGGGUAGCUGAUAUUGAGGUUGAGGUGGAAAUUGAUUCACACAAGCAAGACAGGGAGCAUAUCCCAACUUUGUCGAUUGAAGCAACAUUAUUUGAUAAUUCUAAAUCAUCUGAUGAUUUGAAUUCAGACAUGUCAGCUGCUAACAUAGUCAACUUGAAGACAAAGCCAGAACCUAAGGGAGGCCCUUGCCAUGGUUUUCAUGGUUAUGUUCUUGGUGGAAAAGUGGAAAAUCCAAAGCUUUGGUCUAGUGAAAAACCGAACUUAUACACUCUUGUUGUUCUCCUUAAAGAUGCCAAUGGGAAGCUUAUUGAUUGCGAAUCAUGCCAAGUAGGGAUCCGUAAUGUGGUCCUGGCACACAAGCAGAUGCUUGUCAAUGGAUCUCCUGUUGUAAUUAGAGGUGUCAACAGACAUGAGCAUCAUCCACGUGUUGGGAAGACAAAUUUAGAAGCAUGCAUGAUCAAGGAUCUGGUCUUGAUGAGACAAAACAACAUCAAUGCUGUUAGAAACUCCCAUUACCCCCAACAUCCAAGGUGGUAUGAGUUAUGCGAUAUUUUUGGUCUUUAUGUAAUUGAUGAAGCCAAUAUCGAGACACAUGGCUUUGAUGAAACUAGCCAUUUCAAACAUCCUACACUAGAACCCAUCUGGGCAAAUUCUAUGCUUGAUCGUGUCGUUGGCAUGGUGGAGAGGGACAAAAAUCAUGCGUGCAUAAUUAUUUGGUCCUUGGGAAAUGAAGCCUCAUAUGGACCAAACCACUCUGCUAUGUCUGGGUGGGUUCGUGGAAGAGACCCAACAAGGCUCAUCCAUUAUGAAGGAGGUGGCUCCAGAACAUCAUCCACAGAUAUUAUAUGCCCCAUGUACAUGCGUGUCUGGGAUAUUCUCAAGAUUGCAAAUGACCCAUCUGAAAACAGGCCCCUCAUUCUUUGCGAAUAUUCACAUGCUAUGGGGAACAGUAAUGGAAAUAUUGACGCAUAUUGGAAGGCGAUAGACAACACGAUGGGACUCCAAGGAGGUUUUAUAUGGGACUGGGUCGAUCAGGGUUUACUGAAGGAGGAUGCUGAUGGAUCUAAAUCUUGGGCAUAUGGUGGUGACUUUGGAGACACUCCAAAUGACUUGAAUUUUUGCAUUAAUGGCAUUGUGUGGCCUGAUCGGACGCUUCACCCUGCUGUUAAUGAAGUUAAAUAUCUUUACCAGCCUAUCAAAAUAUCGCUGGUGGAUAAUAUUCUUAAGAUUGAAAAUGGACAAUUUUCUGAGACAACAGAGGCUUUGGACUUCAGCUGGAUUCUUCAUGGGGAUGGUAGCGUUUUGGGCUCUGGUUCAUUCAGUGUUCCAAACCUAGCACCACAAAGUAGCCAUCUUAUUAACAUGGAAUCAUCACCUUGGUUUACUCUUUGGAGUACCUGUGUGGCAAAAGAAACUUUUUUGUCUGUACACGUGACACUGAGGGACCCAACACGAUGGGCUAAAGCUGGUCAUGUCUUGGCUUCAGCACAACUUUGUUUACCUCAGACAAAGGGCUUUGUUCCUCAUGUGAUAGCAUUGUCCAAGAGCCCUCUGAUCUCUGAGCAGGUUGGUGAUGGCGUAAUCAUUAGCAAGAACCAUGAAUGGCAAAUCAAAAUAAACAGUCAGUUGGGAACAAUUGACAGUUGGAAGAUCAACAACGUCGAGCUUAUGAGCAAGGGAAUAUUUCCUUGCUUUUGGCGUGCACCAACCGACAACGACAAUGGAGGCUUCUACACCAAGUCCUAUGCCACAACAUGGAGGGAAGCCUUCCUCGACAACGUCUCCUUCUACAGCAGCCAGUUUUCAGUGAAGGAGCUGCCAGACCACACCGUCGAGGUUUCUACCACAUAUUACGGCCUUCCUGGGCACCUGCCAAAACCGGAUGAUGCCGCUCUUUCAGAAGCUUCUGAGUCCGUGCUUUUCCGGGUCCAUAUGCGCUGCCGGAUCUACGAGUCCGGCGACGUGAUCCUCGACUACGAGGUAAACCCCAAGAGCGACCUCCCCCCUCUCCCGCGGGUGGGCGUCGUGUUCAAUGCAGAGAAAUCCCUGAACCAUGUCACAUGGUACGGGAAGGGCCCGUUCGAGUGCUACCCCGACCGCAAGGCCGCGGCGCACGUCGGCGUGUACGAGAGCAGCGUGGAGGACCUCCAUGUGCCCUACAUCGUCCCGGGCGAGUGUGGCGGCCGCGCGGACGUCCGGUGGGUGGCGCUUAAGAACGCCGACGGGUUCGGCCUCUUCGCCUCGACCCACGGCGAGUCCCCGCCGAUGCAGGUGAGCGCGAGCUACUACGGCGCCGCGGAGCUCGACCGGGCCACCCAUCAGCACAAACUGGUCAAGGGAGAUGACAUCGAGGUGCAUCUUGAUCACAGGCACAUGGGAGUGGGCGGGGACGACAGCUGGACGCCGUGCGUGCACGAGGAGUACCUGCUGCCGCCGGCGGCGAGCUACAGGUUCUCGCUGCGGCUGCGCCCCUUGUCGCCUUCGUCGUCGUGCCAUGACAUCUACAGCUCCCAGCUACCCAAUUGAUCGUCCCAUCUGUCUGAUGUGGCCGUCAGAGGUGCGUCUGAGAGAGAAAGAACAUUCGAGAGACUGAAACAAUAAUGUCCGAGUCGCUCUCGCUCGUGUAAACGUAAGAAGGCUGUAACUGGACAGGUACCUGUCAAUAAGAGAAGCGAGCGUGAUGUGCUGCUCUUCAAUAAAAACGACGUCUGCUUCUGCUUG
Messenger RNA from Aegilops tauschii subsp. strangulata, 3840 nucleotides. RefSeq lists its product as uncharacterized. Gene Ontology annotation, molecular function: beta-galactosidase activity; carbohydrate binding. Gene Ontology annotation, biological process: lactose catabolic process. The record is from RefSeq and is a predicted model, not a curated record. Gene Ontology annotation, cellular component: beta-galactosidase complex. Lineage: Eukaryota; Viridiplantae; Streptophyta; Magnoliopsida; Poales; Poaceae.